CGUGGAAUAUGAAGAAGGAAAACGGUGAAAAUUACAAAGAACUAGUUGUGAAGACAAUGUGGAACACCGUUGCAAAAAAAAUGCAAGAAAUGUAUUUUGUGAAGUGGAAAAUAAUUUUUGACCCAUUUAAAGACAUUAUCUUUAAGUCUAGUAGGGAAGCUCGUAAUGCGAAAAGAAGGAAUUUGCAGACGUGUGCAAAUAAAAGGAAGUGCAGCUCUGCUUCAUUGAAAUUGGAUGAGUAUUAUGCAAUGGUUUCAUUAUGGGAUGAAAACACUCCAGCAGGACUCCAACGGAAAUUUUACCAUAUCGCUUCAGUGGAACUUGCCUGGAGAGGUGGAGAAGCAGUAAACUGCAAAGUUCAUUAUUUUAAAGAGGAAGUGGAUAAUUCUGGGAUGAAAACAGGAAGAGUAGAAUAUAAUCCUCUCUUCAAUAAAACGGCACAGGGUGGAGAAAAAAAAAUGGCCGAAAGUAAAUGGCUGGUCCCUAACACGAAGAACCCAACCUUUUGUCCAGUCCGCCUAAUUAAAAUUCUGAUGGUUAAACGUUCAUCUAGAAUGACAACUGAUAGAUUAUUCUUAACGAUUAACCCAUCCUGGAACAAAGAACUUUCAAGUGGAUGGUAUAAAAACACUCCAGUGCGAAAAAAUGAACUUUCGAAAUGGACUAAAGAAGCAGCAGAGAAGGCAGGAUUGAAUACAAAAGGAAUAAAAAUAACAAACCACUCUAUACGGUCGACAGCAGUCAGUAACUUAGCUAAAGCAGGGGUAAAGGCUUUGCUUGAGUAA
Molecule: messenger RNA, 785 nt
Organism: Harmonia axyridis
Lineage: Eukaryota; Metazoa; Arthropoda; Insecta; Coleoptera; Coccinellidae
Exons: 3
Coding region: 9-785 (258 amino acids)
Biological process (GO): DNA integration; DNA recombination
Molecular function (GO): DNA binding
Source: RefSeq, a predicted model, not a curated record